Molecule: messenger RNA, 585 nt
Organism: Brenthis ino (lesser marbled fritillary)
Lineage: Eukaryota; Metazoa; Arthropoda; Insecta; Lepidoptera; Nymphalidae
Source: the annotation of a GenBank genome assembly
AUGAAAGCUUUCAUCGUUUACUGCGCUUUGGUAGCAUGCGUAGCUGCUGGCAACUUAAAACGGGACAAGCGAGGUUUUCUGGGUGGUGGCCAAUUAUUAGGCGGUUAUAGUGGUGGAUAUAGCAGUGUUGGUUACGGCGGAGGUUACAGCGGAGGUUACGGCGGAGGCUGCGGCGGAGGUUACUGCGGAGGUUACAGUAGUGGUUACAGUGGAGGUCUUGGCGGAUAUGGCGGAGGUUACAGUCUUGGCUACAGUGGUGGCUACGAUGGUGGCUACAGUAGUGGCUACAGUGGUGGUCUUGGCGGAUAUGGCGGAUAUUCCGCAUCAUCGGGCAACAUUGUAUCCGUCAACAGAGUCGUGAAUGUGCCACGUGUUGUCAAUGUACCUCAAGUUGUGAAUGUACGCAGAGUAGUUUCUGUGCCCCAGGUAGUGACAGUGAACAAGCUGGUGGCCGGUCCAAGCUAUAGCAGCGGCCUCAGCUCUGGUAUCAGCUCUCUCUAUGGGUCGGGAUCUGGCUACGGAUAUGGAUCCGGCUACGGAUAUGGAUCCGGCUACGGAUACGGAUCCGGCUCCUCGGGUUGGUGG